This is a messenger RNA of Metarhizium brunneum ARSEF 3297, 1917 nucleotides long. RefSeq lists its product as uncharacterized. The record is from RefSeq and is a predicted model, not a curated record. NCBI's taxonomy places the organism in Eukaryota, Fungi, Ascomycota, Sordariomycetes, Hypocreales, Clavicipitaceae.
AUGCCCGAUGAAUACUCCAAGACUCGUCUGACAAAACGACCGCUCGUCAUGACCGAAUCGGCCGUCGGCAGGCUUCCGAGCCGACUGUCCUCUCGGUUCUCACUUACACUGCCACCAAUAAUCCCGCUGCCUCCCAUGCUGUCGUACAAUAACCUCAAUUUUUUCCGAUCGUCCAGCAAGCGGCGUGCAGAGAGGAAGAGCUGGCUCAACGGCGAGGAAUUCCAUGGGCCGAGUGUGAAGAAAGAUUCGAAAGACGGCUGGUUUAGCAGGGAUAGUUGGAUUCGACAGGUUCCCACGGUGCCGAACCUCAGGGCUGCCGAGGAGGGCGGCGACGGGAUACGUGAUGCUGGACGGCAGAACAGCCAGCACAGACCGUCGUACGAGGAGUACCGGAAGCAGCAGCAGCAGGGAGAACCGUACCAGUUUCAGAACCACCCACCGUAUCAUCAGGAACCGCAGGCGAUACAUGUGCAGAAACGGAGGAGUGGAAGCACCCUCCCGACCAGCCAGACGACGCCGAACCUGUCUUCACAAAACGAUGUUCCGAGGGGUCGUCAGUCUGCCGUGCGUACACCGGCCCAGGCACAUGUGCGGCCGUCCGUGACCAUGACGGAGAUGGGGCUGAGGGACAUCUUGCGCUCGACUGACCAGCGUCUGCGGGAGGGAUCCAGCCGAUCCCCUGCCAAAGACACGCCGCAACCGUCGCCAACUCGUACAUCGCCGGCAAAGACUCCGUCGAGCCGCAAGUCCGAAUCGGGGCGGGCAGCUGGGCGGCAUAAUAGGGGGACCCCGAGCCCCAGCAAGUCCGGGAACACGGCCUCUUUGCCGACUCAGGCCUCGGCCGCUUCGAUUGGAAGCGUGGCAAACAGUCUGAUUGCCGAAGCCACGCAGGAACUUAAACUCCCAGAAGGCAUGCCUAGUCCCCGGCGCCUUCGGGGGCGGGAAUGGGAGCCCCAGGACCAUCAGAUUCUGCCGCCGAGCUUGCCAGGGCUGGAGAGUCCAAGUCAUAGGAGUGACAGCCCUCAAAGGAGUCCCCAGCGAAGCCCGCAGCGCAGCCCGCAGCGCAGCAGCCCUCAGAAAAGUCCGUCAAAGAGACAGUCGGCCGACAGUGACCAGUCGAGCUCCCUGUCCACCUUGUACAGCGUCGGGGAGCCCGAGAGCGAGGAGCAGGAGAUCCAGCGGCAGUAUUUCCUCCAGCAGCAGAGAUAUCGGCAGGAAGAACUGCAGGCGCUGACGGCAGGGGACGACCCAUUCACCGACAACGGCCGCGCCCGCGGUCGUCACGUCAGGCAGAAACAGGAGCAGCCCGCCGGCCCCCGGCCGCUGAGGCGCACCAAGACGAUGAGCCCAAGCGUGCUCACCACCCGGGCGAACACGUCUCCCAUUUCCCAGCCACUGCGGCCGCUGUCGGUCAACUCCAAGAGCGGCCCCGGGCGCGGCCUCGAUCUCCAGGUUGCGCCGCCGCGCCCCCUGACGCUGCGGGCCUCGCGCACCAUGGGAUCCGGCGACGUGGCGGCCAAGCGCGCGCCGGAGCAGCAGCCUCCCAUGCCGGAACCGCAGCCAGACUGCAGCUUCACGUCAGACUCGGUCGGCAGCGACGACUCGGAGGCAACGGCGCUGCCGGCCUGCGAAACACCCAAGGCCGAGUGGGUUGCUGCCGCGGACCGCGGCCACUCGCCCACGGAGGGCAGCCCGCUCACACCGGGGGCCCGCGGCGACAAGGACGCCGACCUGUCGUCGUCGCCCUUUAGCGAGCAGGAGAUCCUGUCCAUGCUCCUGGCCAGCGGGGGCAACAGGCGGGCGCUGCCACAGCCGCCGGCGGCAGUGGCCAGCGCAGACGGCAGCGUCCUCCCGACGGGCCUGUCUCCGCGCCCGUCGGUCAAGAGCGCGGCCAGCUCGCCGCGGAGGAAGCUCUAA